Blepharisma stoltei is the source of this 1025-nucleotide messenger RNA. The record is from the annotation of a GenBank genome assembly. Lineage: Eukaryota; Ciliophora; Heterotrichea; Heterotrichida; Blepharismidae.
AUGGAAAUAAAAGAUGUAGACGGAGAUUCUUUAAAGUGCAAGCUGUUUAAAUCAGAUAAUGGCAAUGUAACUGUUUAUUUCAAAAAUUCAGGGACAGGGAUCAGUAGUUUGCCAACUGCGAGGGAUUACUCAGAAAUCUGUCAAUUGAAGUAUGCAAUGGAUCAUGAAACUUGUAUUAUCUCACUUUCUGAAUAUGAUAGCUCAUUAUGACUGAUUUCUGUGCUCCUACAUGUAAAAGAUUCAAGUGCUAUGAUUUCAAUUGCAUGCUCUGCUCAAGGUAAUGAGCCACCAGUUUCUGUUUUAUUUUGGGUUUUGCUCAGCUUGUCAAUCUUGCUUAUUUUGAUAGGGAUAGCGCUACUUAUUAUAAGAAAAAUAAAAUUAAGAAAAAACCAAAUAAUGCCUUCUUUCAAGCUAUAUGCAUUAAAGUGGUGUAUAAGCAAACCAGCCCUCUUAACUCCUGAAGCUGCCAUUCCAUUAGCUGCAUUUUUCAUUAUGGGCGACCUUUGCUGGCGUAGCGCACGCGAUUAACUAAAUUACCAGUGAGAGAGUUUAAGCACUCAUCAGGAAGGAGCAGCCCUUGUGAAGCCGUCCACGAACUGGUGAGCAGGCGAAGAGAGCGUUACGGUGAGAUAGGCGUUAGAAUUGCAGCGGAUUCUCAAUGAUUAUUAAUAACUAGUUAGCCUUCUUUGGAGCCAAGACCAAGGCAGCCAGAUCCUAACGAAAGACAAAAACUGCAAGAAAAUUACCCUUGCGUUUCUUUUGAAGACCUUAAAUUAGUCAAUGAAGAAAAAUGUAGCAUCUGCCAAGAGUCCUUUAUCAGCUCCUCAAAAGUCAGGAAACUAGGAUGUCUGCAUGUUUUUCAUCAAUGCUGUAUUGAUGUUUGGUUUGACACAAGUCCACUAUGCCCAUUGUGCAAGAAAGACUACAAAGCAUACUUAGACCAAUAUGAAAGAACUCAUACUGAUAUGGCAGGAAUCUCAAUAAUGAAUUUAGACGUGAGCGAACGAUCUUGGCUAACUCAAUAA